Ectocarpus sp. CCAP 1310/34 is the source of this 3350-nucleotide messenger RNA. The record is from the annotation of a GenBank genome assembly. Lineage: Eukaryota; Phaeophyceae; Ectocarpales; Ectocarpaceae.
CGUGAUUUUGGGAGCAGCAAUGGCGGAGACGUUCGCCACAUCCUCGCCUUUUGCCUGGUAUGAAGUCCGCCGCUUGCUUGCAGCCAUUACAACCUUGGAGAUGAUCGUCCUUGUGGCCAUCAUGUUUGCGGCAUCGGCCCCGUCACAAGGCUGGGCAGCGGUUGCAACAAACACAACGGCCACAGCCGAAGACCUGGAUGCUUUCCCGAGCGCCGGACAAGAUAACGGUAGGGGGAGAGGCGGGGGGAGGAGAAGGAGGAAGCUGUAUCACGUGGACGUGACGGAAGCAGGAGAGCCGUGCACACCAAGUCCGUUGUGGGAUAGGGUGGUGGACCCAGCAAACUACGAUUAUGGAUGCAACGAAAUCCAGGCAAGACUCAAUACCGCGCGAGUCCCGUGCCUCUUCCCGUGUUCUUCAACGGUUGCAACUCUGUUACAUUGCUUUCUGAACGGCUACGGCUGCCUCUAUUAUCUUCGCUGGCGAUACCCUUUCUGCACGAUUGCACAGAGGAUGCUGGCGGGAAACAAAACCUUGGUGGGCAACGGCAGAGUCCGCGAUGUGUAUUUGGUGGAGUAUGAAGGGAGAAAGGUGGCGCUCAAGACCCUACGGAACAUGGACGAUGGUAGGAGCAAAAAGGUGCAUCUCAUGAAACACAAGCGGGAGAUUUUAACCCUUGACGCGAUGAGGGGGCAUCGAAACAUCGUCGGUAUGCUUGGAUUUUGCGACACCAUGGUCGUGACGGAAUACUAUACCACGAGCUUUCUACGGGCGAUUUUUCGCGGAAGAAUUGAACUACCGGACCUAGCGGUUGUCUCCAUGGCGCUGGAUGCGGCGAGGGGACUGCAGGCCCUGCACGAAAUCGCCAGUUCCAUUCAUGUCGACCUGAAACCUCAACAGCUGCUCAUGGACGAUGAUGGUCGCGUCAUGCUGAACGACUUCAACAGCGCCCUCCUCAUGAGCGUAAGCCAGGCUGGUGACGGGACGGCUUGCCCUGCACAAUCAGCCAAAAGGAACCUGCCUACGCCCUGGCCAUCGCCUGAGAACUACGCCGGAGAACCCUUGACACCAGCGAACGACAUCUACAGCUUGGCUAUGAUAUUCUAUUCGCUAAUGGCGGGGUCAUUGCCUUACGAGGGAAACCCGGAGCGCUUGGCGAGGGCAAUGUCAAGCCAAGGUCGACCUGAGAUAGACCCCUCGUGGCACAAAGGCUUCAUGAAGGUGGUUCAAGAUAUGUGGAAUCAAACACCCCAGAGAAGGCCUUCCGCUGAGCGAGUUGUGGUGCGAUUGCAGCUUGUUCAGGCCGAAAUCUAUUCAGAAGCUGUUCACGCAAGCCAAUGGGAUGCUACCGAGUGAGGUGCUGACACAUCGACGUUGUGGUAGAACGGACCCUUUAUUUCGAUUCUUGAUGUUUACCGCGCUGUUGGACGGUCUGCCAGGCCCGCCAUGUCAUGUGAAGCGUGUUGGACGAGGUGUGCGUGAGAGAGAGACGGGACGGGUUUUGAACUGUGUAUAGUGGGUCAGAAGUGCUGUGGCUGAUACGUAUGUGAGGGUGUAUUGUUAUGGGUAUUUUUACGUGCGGACCGACACGACACAAGCGAUUCAGGCUUGACCGGAAAACUGUACUUCUAAUUGGUUGGUAUUGCAGGAGGGUUGUAACGGGUGAGAUUAUAUACGCACGCGAUUGUCCUACGAGCAGUUUUUUUUUUCCAUUCUUCGGCGAUAAUAGUCGUAGCGGGUGCCGGCGGAAUCGAACCCGGUUUGCGUUCCACUUCAAGCAUAUAUUACCUCUUCGUCGACCCCGAUGUGUAAUGAGGGAGUCGUCCUCGACAUUUUUUUUGGAAGGUUGUACAGUUAAAGUCUACCCUUCCUUAUGAAGGAGAUCUCCAACUACCGCUCGUUGUUUGCGUUUUUCAUCUGGCCACAAGGCUGUAAGUGGCCCUCGCAGGAUUCAUCGUAUUAAGUAAACAUAUUGGAUAAAGCAUGUAAUCGGGGAAGCUGGGUUUACGGUAAGGGUGAGGGAUAGCGUCUGCGUACCCCCGGUUGUGUUCCCUCGUGAACUUCAUUUCUCUUUCGAAAGCGCUGAAGAACUGGGCGUGCGACGUUUUGUCGUUUUGGAGAGUUUUUUGUUGGGGGGGAAGGGUGCAAACCGACCAAACCCUGCCCGAAUCGCCGUACUAAGUCCUAUAUAUAUAGCAGAUAAAACUAAUUCCGUUAUAUAUCAAAGGAGUGCCGCGCGGUUUAGGAGGGUUACUGCGUCUGCGUGCCCCGGAGCCAUCACGUGCGCUUGGGCGGGCGCUCGCGCGACUGCACGCUGCGUUGCGUACCACCUCGUCGAGAGGGAGAGCAUGAUCAGCGCACCCUCAGGGGGGUUCGUAGACCGAAGGCCAGGCUGUUGCUGCGCAAGACUACAGCCAAAGACGUUCCAGGAAUGCAUAUGCAGUACGAGUAGACUCAGAGUCCAGCGAACAAGGGGCAAGGGCAGUGAGGAAAAGAGAGGGAGGGAGGGGGAAUACUGUAGGAGUAGGGGUACUAAGGGGGAGAGAAACCAAGGGGAAGGGGACGAAGAGGAAGAGGAGGAGGGCGGGGGAGGAAGAGAAGAGGUGGACGAGGAGCCAGAAGUACGUUGGAGGAGGGGUAAACGAACCCCGAAAUGGGGUUCGUUUUGGUUGGCAAUGUUGGUGCGAGAAUGUUGGAAGGUGGUGGUACGCAUAGUAGGCGGGUACAGUAGGCGAACGAACGCACAGCACUCUCAGCUGAUUGCGAGCUCCUGCAUGUCAUGCACAUGUUCCGCGGUUGGUUUCCGUAUAGCAUUGGGGUUCUUCGUUUACGCACGUAGCGGCGUGAUGUUACUCCGGGCUUUUAAAUUUCACUGAAAAUUCGAUUCGAGGAUGUGGCUAGUGUGGAUGAUAAUGCGGAUGAUUGUCGUGUGUCUGGUUUCUCCAACAAUUUUCCCAAAACAACAUUCUUGGCGCGUUUCAGUGUCAUCACUCAGUGAUUCGUCUGUCUUGUCUUUGUACGACAGGUUAAACGGGUUUGACGUCCAAUACAGUAUUGAAUCGUCAUCGACAGACGUUGGGGAGAUUAUAUAUUCCUUUCUGAAGUUGGCCUCCACAUGACUGGCAAUUAAUUGUUGUGUGGUCAGCACGGGUACCCGAAAAAAGUGCCUCCUCGCAAACCUACGUACUAAGGAAGUAGUACAAAGCCCCCCCCCCCUCGAGGGCCGUUGUAAGAAGACUUUUCAAUUUCUUUCGUUUCCGCAUGUUUUUCGGGUUGUUUUGUUUUUGAUCGUAUGCACACCCCUUUUAUUUGGUGGGGCAGUUGGCUUUUGACCACGAAAGGCGUCCGCGUC